Molecule: messenger RNA, 2458 nt
Organism: Chelmon rostratus (copperband butterflyfish)
Lineage: Eukaryota; Metazoa; Chordata; Actinopteri; Chaetodontiformes; Chaetodontidae
Gene: meioc
Product: minamoto
Exons: 7
Coding region: 1-2331 (776 amino acids)
Biological process (GO): female meiosis I; mRNA stabilization; male meiosis I
Cellular component (GO): nucleus; cytoplasm
Source: RefSeq, a predicted model, not a curated record
AUGGCGUUUGACGGGCAAUUUUCAAAUUCACUGUUUCCCACAUAUCAGUGUCAGGCCAGUGGAAAUGUAGGUGGUGGAAACAAUGGUAGCAAGUUAUUGCCCUUUUCCAUCCCCAGUGUCUCAUCGCAGGAACAGGACUCAGCAUCCUACGCACCCUGGUCUCACAAUGCUCAUGAUGAUCCCUAUGGCCUUAUCAAGUAUGCCCAGAGUAGGACUAAAACCAGGAAACCCACUGAUAAUAUUGAUUGCGAUGGCGAGACUGAUCUACAGGGUCUAGUGUCAAAUAUUUUGGAUGAAGCAGAUUCAAAGGACAUCUACUGCAAUGAAGGGAGCCUACCAACAUGCAAUCCUGUCUGGUCUCCAAAGACAUUGAGAGAAGAACUGCUACAGUAUUUUCAAUCAGAGGCUAAAAUGCAAAAUGACCCGACCUUUCCCCUGAACUAUGUAUCCUGUGAGGCUUUAAGUAAAGCACAGGGACAGUCAGUGGCCAAAGAUGUUGAAGACUUCUGUCAGCAGUCCAAUGGUCUUGCUACCAGUCAACAAUGGCUGUUUAAUUUGCCUAAUGGAGAAAGAGACAGAUGCACCUUCCAUCCUCAGAAACCAUCACCAGGUCUACCAGUGCCCAAUAUAGGAAACACCUACCUGAGACAGAUGCAACAAAGCAAAUAUGACAACGCGCCAGCGGAUAAAGAAAGAGGGAAUAGUCAGACUUUGAAUAAUUUUCAUGACCUCAGUGAUGUCUUUAGGCCUCAAAGUGAAAUUAACAACCCAUGCUUUCAUCCUUAUUAUGAAGACCACUGCAUCCAGAGCAGCACAAAGCCCAUUAAUAAUUAUCAGUAUUUGCCACAAGACAUUAACCAACUGGUCAGCAGUUUUCAGUCGUUCAUGGCUGGUGAGCAUGAUAGCUUAUGUCGUGGAGACUUUCCAAACAUGCAAAGGCAGACAGUGGGCAUGCACCAUGAAGACAGCGUAGUUGAACAAUGGAAAAUCACCAGUCCUGAAAUGUCAACACAGGGUACUCCUGCAGUGCAGACCCAAAAACAGCGUGUGGGAGAAUUUGGGACAGUGCCGAUGCAAAGACACGGAGGAGUGAGGAACCAAACAUUUAAGUGUGAUGCCUCUCAAGAUCUACUUCACUUCAGCCCUCAAAACACAGAGUGCUCCCAGCAACCAAAGCCAUUCUCUGGAUCUUUCAACCUCUCAAACCAACACCAAAACAAGUUGACCAUGCACAGAGAGACCACUUCAUUCCCCAUUAACAUGAGUAUGAACCAGUAUCCAAAGCAUCACAUCCAGCAGAGACAGAUACAGAGCAAGAUGAAGCCACAGAUGUUUAAGGAAAAGAAGAAGACGCAUAUGUCCGGCUUUCUGGGAGAAGGCUUCUCUACGAGAUCUCUAAGCAACUCUAACAGCGUGGGAGACAAUAAACAGGCUCACUCACACUACCCAUACUUUGACCACUUGCAGGCUCAGAGAUUUGAUAGAGAAAGCAGCAUGGUCAUGCCUGCCAUGUGUCCUGUAAAUGACCCCAGAAGGCACUCCAGUGUGCCCAUCAACUCCUUUAACUUCAGCUCUAGCUCUACAUUGCCUUACAGAGGUGGUGCUCCUGGCAUGGAUAUGGGUGAUAUGAUGUCAGCCAGUGAGUCUGCAGCUUUCAACUCUUGUGUCAGUGACAUGAUGACCCGCAGAGGAGAGAAUACAUAUCAUGGCAUGGCCCCAGCUAUGGGAACGUCAAUGGCGAUGAAUCAAGGGGGAUCUGUGAUCCAUCUUAACUUCUACCUGGACGAGUGUUAUGAGCAAUGCAGGUGUUUGGAGAGGGAGAGAAAGAGGGCAGAGGCCGUCCUUACCAAGACAUUUCUUGAGAAAAGGACUGCAGCACCGACCAACACUAAAUUACCCAAAACUCCACCAAACCCAACAAGACUCGACCACCUCCUUGUUAAUCAGAUGAGAGAAGAAGCAAGGGUGGCAAGACUUCUGGAUAGAAUAGAGGGUCUGUACAACAUCCCCGUCCAUAUCAACAUCCACAUAGCACUGAACAACCAUCAUGUGGCUAUUAGUACCACCGAGGCGAGAUGCAAGGAGAUCGCCAACAUGUCCAAACACCAGUGGCGGAGUGCUCAUUUCACAGAGGACACUGACACCCUGUUGUUGCCCAUUGCAGUGAAGAACCUUGCUGCUACCACAAGGAAGCUCUCCACAGCCCUGUGGUGUGCUCUCCAGAUGACACUACCGAAAUCUGUCAAGAGGCAGGACCAGCAGGUUGAUAGGGAGGCCAAAGGCGCAGAGAGAUGCCCCUCUCAAAUUGACAGAGUCUCUGUUAAGAAAUGAUUUAGCAGACAGCAAGCAUGAGCUAAAGGUCUUGAUUAAAUUAAAACCAACCCACUCCCAUGUGCUGAUUAUAAAAUCCCCAUAGACAACAGGGUAUUGUAAAAACAAAUGUUAUCUGCGAGCCUAU